Messenger RNA from Colletotrichum karsti, 1083 nucleotides. Its product is annotated as nadh: flavin oxidoreductase nadh oxidase. Bases 1 to 1083 code for a protein of 360 amino acids. The record is from RefSeq and is a predicted model, not a curated record. Lineage: Eukaryota; Fungi; Ascomycota; Sordariomycetes; Glomerellales; Glomerellaceae. Gene Ontology annotation, molecular function: FMN binding; oxidoreductase activity. The transcript has a single exon.
AUGAAGACUCAAGAUCUAUUCGCACCACUUUCACUGAAGCGCGGUCCGGCCUUGAAAAGUCGCAUUCUCCUCGCACCGCUCACGAACUGGCAGUGCCAUGACGAUGGAACAGUCUCAGAAGACGAGGUCAACUGGCUCGAACGAUGCGCCGCCGGUGGCUUCUCCAUGGUGAUGACUUGUGCCGCCAACAUCCAUCCCUCCGGCAAGGCGUUCCCAGGACAGAUGGGCAUCUACCACGAUCGCCACCUCGAAGGCCUUCGACGAGUAGCCGACGUCAUCCGGAGCCACGGCGCUGUAUCGUCUGUUCAAAUUCACCACGGAGGUCACCGGGCCAAUCCCGAGUUCGUCCGCGACCGCGUCGGGCCAUCAGACGACUCGACCGCCGGCGUGCGCGGACUCUCGCUCGAGGAAGUCGAAGCCGUUCGCGACGACUUCAUCGCCGCAGCUCAGAGAGCGGAAGAGGCUGGUUUCGAUGGCGUCGAGGUACACUCGGCCUUUGGCUGGAUGCCCAUGCAGUUCCUCUCGUCGAUGUUCAACCGCCGAACCGACAAGUACGGGGGUUCGCUGGGGAACCGCUCCCGGUUUCUCUUCGAAGUCAUCAGCGGCAUCCGCGAGAAGUGCAAGCCGGACUUUCAGAUCGGCCUUCGCGUAUCACUCGAGCGCUAUGGCGUGCCCCUGACCGAGAUGUGGGAGGUUCUCGCCAGAGCGGUCAGGGAGGAAGAGAUCGAUUACGUGGACUUGGCUGUCUGGGACUGGAAGAAGGUGACUCAGGAGGAUCCGUUCAAGGGACUCACUUUUCUGAGCGUGUUCAUGGAUCUACCACGCUCGUCGGUCCGCAUCGGGGCUUCGGGGAAGAUCAUGAAUGCUGAAGAAGCUGUUGCGGUUCUGGAGGGGGGUUGUGAUUUCGUGAUGUUUGGUAGGGCUGCUACUCUGGAGCCUGACUUUCCGAAGCGUUUGAUGCAGAACACAGAACAUCAGUCACCCCCGUUGCCGGUUCCGGAGUCUUACCUCAAGAGCCAAGGGCUGAGCAACAACUUUAUCAACUACAUGAGAACUUGGGAAGGGUUCGUAGCCGACAACUAG